UGUACAAUUAUAGCUUAUUUCGUAGUUACUGAUACUGUAAUUUUAAAGCAAUUAUGUUUCCGAUGAUUUUUAAUGGCUUACGGGAAACCAUCUCAAAAUAAAAAGAUAAAGAAACAACAAAUUAUAGUGCGCGUAAUAUAAGUGAAUGAAUUUAUUGAAAAGUGUCAUGAACAAGGCUCUCACUGACAUAUGUUCAGUCUAGACUGUAACACACUGAAAUGAAUGUGGUAAUGGUUUGAUGAACAAACAGGUUAUAUUUCAAAGCUGUGGAUUCAGGAUCGUUAGCUCUUUUGUGUUUCAGGAAACACACGUGGAACGAUCAGUCAUUUGUAAAUGAUUUUACAGAGAUUGUGAAAUCAAAAGAAAAGUCUCAACGAACAGUUACGCGAACCGGUUAAGGGUCUACCGUUUCACUUAGAAAUGACUCACUCACGGUACAACAGUGCCUUGUUUGAUGUCUUACUAAUUAAUAAUAUGUUUCAUCUGUCGAUCUCAAUACAAAUAACGAUAAUAUUGUAAAAGUAUGAACAAAGGAAUCUAAGUUAUAAAAAAGUAGAAGAAAGAAUCAUGAAAAAAAAAAGAAUUUGUAAAAGUAGGAUUUUUAGAACCCCUAUCGCUUUAUCGUUCAAUGCUGACAGUAUGGGCAGUUUUUAAAUAAAUAUUCAAGCUUUAUUUUUUAUAGCGAGUGAUAAUCCUUUUCUAAGAAAAAAAGGAAUAUGUUAACAGAUAAAUUUUGAUUGCAUCAGGUGCCAUUUACUUAAUGGGAGUGCCUGUUUUGAUUGACCUACCUUAACAAAUGUGUACAUCAACGUAAUCUAUGAGUUGUAUCUCAAAAAAUUUCAGCGGUGAAACAGGGAAAGGGCUCGCAAAAUGGCCGAGUACUGUGAAUACAUGUGGGACCCCACAAGAGGUCACGUGAACAGCGCUUUGGCACGGAGUAUUUACGAGGCGGAGGCCAAGUUUGAUAAACGGGACAAGAAACUGGCCAUUAAAACAGUCAGAGCGAUAUUGCGUGAAAUGCCGGAUGUAGACCUGAAGCACUGUACGGAUGAAUACAUUACACGUUUCCUGUUGGCCCGGAAGUAUCGCACCGAACAAGCUGCUGCCCUAAUAGCCGCUUAUCAGGCGCAAGUAGCACAUCGACAGGAUAUCUUUGGCAAUCUAACAGCCAGAGAUCCAGCUUUGCAACGGGCGCUGCGAGCGGGUAUACCGGGUGUCCUUCCUGCACGCGACAAAAAAGGCAGAUGCGUCCUCGUUUUCUUAGCAUCGCAGUGGGAUCCAAUCUCAGUACCGGCUUUAUCGGUUCAGCGAGCUAUCUUUUUGGUUCUUGAAAUUUUAAUUCAGGACCCAAGAAAUCAGCAAUCCGGUUUUGUAGCGGUAGUAGAUUGGGGCGGAUUUUCUUUACGACAAGGCGGUGCCUUGGGUGCUGCGGCAUUGCGAAACCUAAUAGCUGCUCUUCGCGGACGAUUUCCGGCCAGAUUCAAAGCUGUACACUUCCUGUCGGCACCGCUUUACGUCCAAGCGACAUUGGCCCUCGUAAAACCUUUCUUGGAUGAAAAGACACGGAAUAAGAUCUAUUUACAUGGGAACAAUCUGAGUACCCUACACGAACACCUGCCCACUGACAUCUUGCCAGCGGAAUUAGGUGGCACAGGACCAGCCUUUAAUCCAGGAUUAUGGGCCGAACCAGUUAUUCACUCGGCGAUGAAGGAAGCUGAGAUUGCGGCGAUGAAAAAGGAAAAGGAACUUGCUGAGAGCGCAGAGCAGUCUUGUGAUAACAGAUAUGAGUCAAGAAGUACAGACGAUUACAAAACAAACGAGGCUGAUUUGAUGAAGCCAAGCAACGGCGUGAGUAGAGAGAAUGGAAGGCGAUUUUUCAAUCCCUUCGGCAAUUCUACGAGAAAUCAAUCCACGAAAAAGACUGGAGGAACAAAUGUAGAGUUAAAUUUAAUUAAUCGUUCUAAUGGACACGAAGAAAGGAGAAGAGAUAGUGAAACGAUAAAAGACGACGAGGAUUCUUAUUGUAGAAUUAAGAACAAAACAUUAAAUAAUAGCAAUUCUGAUUAUUAUAAUGACAACAAAGAAGGAUACAAAGAAUCAGAGGACAAUUUAUUAGGAUUUCAGUCAGAAAAAAAUUCCCAUGAGUUUGAAGUCUCAAAUAGACCAGGCAGCGACGAUAGUAAGGAUAAUUCAUUGGAUAAUAAAUCCGAAAAUUCACUUAUUGACUCAGGUAAGAACGAAAUUCCUUCGGAAGAAACAAAUCUCAUAACGUAAUGUUAGUGUUUGAGAACUAUACUUAGGUUAACAAAAUUGAGUACACUUGCAAUGAAAUCAGGCUUUCCCCGGAAAAAUGGUAAUAUCCCGGGUUCCUAUUAUAUAUCUAUAUAUAUAGGUCUGUGGUGGACCAAAGUAAUAUUUACUUUGUUAUUUGUACUUUUCAAUUAUAUACUAAAUUUUAUGAUAUUUAAUAAUAAAAAGUUAUAUUUUUUAAAAUUAUUUUUAAUAUUGUCAAAAUUAAGAUUUUGACAAUUCCUGCUUUUAUUAUAUCAUCAUUUUUCCCAUGGAAGCCUGAUUUGAUUGCAAGCGACUUACACAGACUGUAAGAACUAUUAACAUUGAAUUUAAAAGUAAAUUUAAUCUAGUGUUGUUAGUUUUGACAGUCGGUGAAAUAUAAUAGGUCAGACGAAACAAAUUUUUAUUAUUCUAUAGAUUAUAAGGAAUGCAUUGUGAUAUGGCAAACAUUUAUCAUGUAUUUAAAUGUUGAUGAGGCUUUUAUUCCUUUUUUUUGAUAAAUAAGAGCCUUCUUAUUUUAACAAGAAUCAGUACUUUUAUUAGAUACUAGUAGAAUAUUUAAAAUAACAAACUCAUCAAUUUCUCAUUUCCUUUUAAUAUUUUAUUAUCGUGAAAAAUGGAGUUAUUUUUAUAAAAUGCUUCACUGCCUAUUAUUAUCAUACAUUUAAAAGUGAUAUAAAAAUUGACAAUAGUAUUAUGCUAAUAGCAUUGGAACAACUUUUUUUUUUACUUAACUAUUUAAAUCUAGUUGCUACUGACGUUCGUAGCAAAGAAAUGAAAUAAACGUCGUUUGAACAUUAUUAAUGUUCCUCUUUCUUAUCGCAUGUGACAAACAUAAUUUACAACGAGUACUUAUACUGUGAACUUAAAUUUACGAUUUAUUAAUGUAAGUCAGCUUUUGUUGAAACUCGUAGUAUCACAUACAUGGAUAAGAACUACUUUUACAUGUAUGAAAUUCAUACCAAUAUCCACGUUUCUUAAAAGGGUUUCCACGAUUCAUAUUAAUACUGUAAAUAUGUAUUAAAUUAUUUAUUGAUAUCAAAUGUAUCAUGGAGUUAAAGAUCUCUUAUCUCAUAGUGGAUCUCUGAAAAAGGCAUGUUAUGUACUUAGAAUUUUCGGUUCGACAUAACAUAGAUCUGUUUUUAGUUUCACCCUUAAAAAAAAUAUAUAUUUUUUAAUAAAAGUAAUUUACAAUUUAGGAUAUUUUUUCUUUGAUCCUGUUUUAGAUAAAAAAUGAAACUAUCAUAAAUUAUGAAUAGAAAUUUGUAUUUACUAUCAGAGUAUAAAUGAAUUAGAUUAAAAAUUACAAAUUAAGUUCCCAUUAAAAUUUAUGCACUAUCCAUUUUGAUACUAUAAACACGCAAAUCAGACGUUGACAAAAGAGAAAUGAUAGUAGAAUAAUGGAAUAAAAAUUUAUUACUUUAGUACAUAAAAUAUAUAUGUAUACGAUUUUAACAUCAAUACACGUUAUAAACAUAGAA
Osmia bicornis bicornis is the source of this 3773-nucleotide messenger RNA. Its product is annotated as clavesin-2-like. Gene Ontology annotation, molecular function: phosphatidylinositol bisphosphate binding. The coding region runs from base 871 to 2274 and encodes 467 amino acids. The transcript is spliced from 6 exons. The record is from RefSeq and is a predicted model, not a curated record. NCBI's taxonomy places the organism in Eukaryota, Metazoa, Arthropoda, Insecta, Hymenoptera, Megachilidae. Gene Ontology annotation, cellular component: membrane.